Molecule: messenger RNA, 1974 nt
Organism: Lolium rigidum
Lineage: Eukaryota; Viridiplantae; Streptophyta; Magnoliopsida; Poales; Poaceae
Product: S-(+)-linalool synthase, chloroplastic-like
Exons: 7
Coding region: 145-1782 (545 amino acids)
Molecular function (GO): magnesium ion binding; terpene synthase activity
Source: RefSeq, a predicted model, not a curated record
CAUACAUACACACACCAUAUCAUCCAUCCCAAGAGCUCGAGACCUAGCAGAGUAGCAGCUAUACUUCUUCACCAUUGCAGGCUAGGCGGAGGGAAUUAAUCAGCCGAGCUAGCUCCACAAUAGACAUAGCAUAAUAAAGCACUGAUGGCUGCAGCGCGUUUCUUCUCCUCAUCCGUCGGGCAGCUGCUCCAUUCGGCUUCACCGGUAGCUGGAAAUGGAGGCCGCAACCGUGGCUUCUUCCGGCCUUCAUCGGUGAUAUGUCCUGGGCGGGAGCCAGCGUCCCAUGAGCUGUACAAUGAUUUUGACUUCCAGGAGGGCCUAACGAGUGUGCAAGCACUAUUGCGUCAACACCCCAAGAGCAGCCGUGGCAUGAUGACAACUGUUGAUCACCUCAAACGUCUCUGCAUCGACCACUAUUUCCAAGAUGAGAUCGACAACGUCGUGGACUCAUGUGCGAAUCUGCUCCAUAGUGAUGAUCUGCUCGAUGCAACCCUUUCCAUGAGGCUCAUGAGAGAAGCUGGAUACUGUGUUUCAGCAGAUGAGAUUCUUCAGAAGUUCACAAACGGUAAUGGCGAUUUCAACCUAGCUAAUAGUAAAGACAUCAGAGGCUUGCUAAGCUUGCAAGAUAUGUCACACCUCAACAUAGGAGAGGCUUUACUAUACAAGGCAAAAGAUUUCUCUAGCAGGCACCUUAGUGUUGCGGCUAAGUAUUUGGAGCCAAAUCAUGCAACUUAUGUGAAACAAUCACUCGAUCACCCCUACCAUGUGAGCCUGAUGCAGUACAAGGCCAGGCACCACCUGAGCUACCUACAGAGCUUGCCCACUAGGAACAUUGCAAUGGAGAAACUGACACUUGCAGAGUUCGAAAUUAACAAGUUACAACAUCAGAGGGAGAUGCAAGAGGUUAAGAGAUGGUGGAUGAAGUUAGGAUUGGCUCAAGAAAUACCAGCUGCAAGGGACCAAGUUCUGAAAUGGUACAUGUGGCCGAUGACUAUCCUAGAGGGUUUCUCCUUUUCUAGAUACCGGAUUGAGAUCACAAAGAUCAUUUCACUCAUCUACAUUGUGGAUGACAUCUUUGAUAUUGUUGCCACCCAAGAGGAGCUGGCCCUCUUUAAUGAGGCAAUCAAAAGGUGGGAUCUUGUAGUAGCUGAUUCACUCCCGAGCUACAUGACAUCAUGCUACAAGGCUCUAUACACCAUCACAAAUGAUAUUGCAGAUAUGUCCAGAAGAGAGCAUGGAUCAAACCCUAUCAAUCAUCUGAAGAAAGGAUGGGCAACAUUGUUUGAUGGAUUUAUGAUCGAGGGGAAAUGGCUCUCUGGUAAUCAGGUCCCCACACGGGAGGACUACCUGACUAAUGGCGUUGUCACCUCAGGAGCGCCACUUGUAUUCCUCCACCUUUUCUUCAUGCUAGGACAUGAUUUAACUGAGGCCGACAGCAACUACAUCCCUCCAGUCAUAUCUUGCCCUGCAAAGAUCAUGAGGCUCCGUGAUGACAUGGGCAGCGCUAUGGAUGAAGCGCAAGAAGGACUCGAUGGAUCAUACAAAGAGUUGUACCUAAGGGAGAACCCUCAUGGUGAUGCGGAUGAGCACAUGCUAGAGAUGAUCCAGGGUGAGUGGGAAGAGCUCAAUAGGGAGUGCUUCUCCAGGACGAAAUCAUCAUUGUCGCCUAGCUUUGUUGGAGCGUCGCUCAACUUUGCGAGGAUGGUCGAGGUCAUGUAUGGCUACAACAACGAACAGAGGCUCCCGGCCCUCGAGGAUUACACUAGGAUGCUGCUCCUUUGAAUCAUGCAUGGCAUGGACUGCAGUACACUCACACUGCAAGAGUCCAGUAAAUAUAGUGUAUUCUUGAUAUAGUAGUUGUGUUGGUAGUUGCAGAGCUUAGUGUAGGCCAAAACCUUCUUUAUGCCCCCUCUCUCCCAGUACAUAGGAAAUGUUCUGAUUAGCCAUUAUUGCAUGGUCCAUAUUAUCAAUGAA